Stegodyphus dumicola is the source of this 4776-nucleotide messenger RNA. RefSeq names its product SLAIN motif-containing protein 2-like. NCBI's taxonomy places the organism in Eukaryota, Metazoa, Arthropoda, Arachnida, Araneae, Eresidae. Gene Ontology annotation, biological process: microtubule nucleation; cytoplasmic microtubule organization; positive regulation of microtubule polymerization. The record is from RefSeq and is a predicted model, not a curated record. Gene Ontology annotation, cellular component: microtubule plus-end.
GCUGUACGAAUCCGCAAAUGGUUGAUGGGUUGGGAGGGAUUUGUCAUAAAUGCCAUAUUAGCCAACUCACAACUGUAGCUUUGUUUAUUUAUUUGUUUGGAACCUAAAUGAUUUAUAUUAAUUUUAUUGUACGGUGUGAAUUCUGUAUUGUUACUUUUCUUAAUAGUGUUCAAAAAUGAGCCUUGUUAUGGAAGAUUUUAAACCUUCUGUUAGUGCAUUAGAAGUUAAAGAACUUCAAGAUUUAGUUCGUAAAUUAGAAUUGCAGAAUUUGCAGCUGAAAAACAAGCAAAACUUAUCCAGAAAGAGAUCAGUUUCUCCAUUGAAAGAAAUCAAAACAGUCGUUAAAUAUCCUUCUAGAUAUGCAAAGAAAAAUUCAGAUGAUAAAGUGAGUGUUCCUAACAGUUCCAGUGUUGAAAAUUUUCGGAAGUCUGGGAGAGAUGAAUAUUGUGACGAUCUGGAAAUCCUUAGAAUCAGCGAUAUUGAUAUGUCAGAUGAUGAGUCAUGGCUGUAUACUUCUCCUAAAGGUUUGACAGAGGAGCAGAAAAAUGAAAGUCCGUACAAAUGGUUAAGGAAAGAUGUGGAUGAUCCUGAAAAUAGACAGCUUCAGCUUGCAAAAAAGGCCUUACUGACUAAGCUCAAUGAGCUUGAAAUUCUUUCCCCGUCUAAUAAAGGAACAUUACAGCAAGUAGAAAACCCUACCAUAAGCAGUUUGCGAAGAUCUCAGAUAUUGCAUAAACCCUCACUUUCUGCUCAGAAUCAAGAUUCUGUUCGCAUUGAUACUAGAACCUUUACAAGAUCAAAAAAGAAACAAGCUAUAGAAUUCCUUACUAAACUUGAUGUGAUUAAUGGUGAAAAGAGUACAGAUAAAAGCAUUCUAGCUGAGCAACUACACAGGAGAGGAAGCGAUAUGAGUUCCGAUUCUCUGUCCAGUUGCCAUGUCUUAGAAGAUGCUAAUGAUGUACAAGAAGUAGCUCGCAUGCAAGAAGAAAGUUUAAGAAUGAGUUCCCCUUUGGGCACUCCUAAACGUGGAUCAUUGAACAGUCUUUCUAAUCGCAAAAUAUCUACAUCAUCACGAGGCUCUGUGUCUGACCAAGAUAUAUCUGAAAAUUCAGUAUUUGGUACCCAAAGUAAUGAGCAAGCUGGAUAUGAAGUCAUUGAAAAUAACUCCUAUCAAAUAGAUUCAUUGCACUCGGAUCAGUCAUCGCCAUCUGAAAGCCCAUAUGGAUCUAAUGCUUCAUUAAAUAAUGCAGGGAAAGGCAAAGUUAAGUUGAGUGGAUACAGACGCAGCCUUCCAAAUUUAAAUCGUGAACCUCUAGCAUUAAGACAAUCAAAAAAUAAACCAAUUACUAGGGGUCGAAUGUCAAGUCCAAGCUAUAAUAAAGAAGUCGAAAGGAAAUCUGACUCAAGUGUACAGAUUGGCCAAAAAAACAGAAGAGAGUUUUUGUCUCCAUCAAGAUUAAGGCAACCAUCUCAUCAGAUGCCACCUGGUCAUUCUAAUUUUGAUUCACCCUCCAAUUCUCAACCUGCCACCACAGUGCCUAGAAGUGCGGAUUCUACCAAAUUAAAAUUGCACGCUCGAUCUGGAUUACCUCGUCCAUCUAGGGCUAGUUCUGCUACACGCUCAUCUGUUCGCACUUCUACUCAUUUUCAUGCUUCACUGCAAUGCUCGCUUAGUCGCACUUUUAAAAGCUCUUACGGACCAAUGUUUCACCUCAUGGAACACCCACAGAAUUAAAACGAUCUGGAAUUCCUAUGCCUUCCUUGCUCAAUAAAAAACAUGUUGAAGACUCAUGGAGUGAAGGAUGCUUUUAAGAGCCAAGUUCUAUGCUUUAAACAGAUCAUUAAUCUAUCUUCUUGCUCUUUUUUAAAUGCAUAUUAAUAUUUUGUAUGAUGUUACAAAAAUAAUAUAUAGUCAUUCCAUUAUUCUGACACUUCAAAAGUUUUUAAUAACUAACUAAAUCCUAGCAUUCCAGUUAUUUUCUGUGAAAAUUAAUAGUAUCACUAAACAUUGUGUGAUGAUGUUAAGAUUUUUAUAUAUAUACUGUAGUGAUAAAUGCAGUUGCACUCAAAAAUAAGUAGUAUAACCUGGGUUAGUAUUUACAUAUUUUCCCAUUGACCAUAAAUGUUGCCCCAGACAUAUGCCAAUCAUUCUGGUGGUAGUUUGAAGGAACAGAUUCCUCUUUUUAUUUAAAAAAAAUCUGAGUUUUGUUUAAUAAUAUGAUCAAAAGAUACAAAUUAAGAUUAUUGUAUAUAAAUGGAAGAUUAAGCAUUAUGGCAAUCAUUCUGCUGGCCCAACUUCUCUAAUGACAAGUAGUUAUCUUCUUUUAAACUGAGCAUAGCAUAAAUUGCCUUAAACUUUAAGUGUUAUAAUGAAUGCUGUUGUGCAUUGUUUACUUGACUGAUAUUCUAAAUCACAGAAUCUUUCAUUGCUGUGAGUAUGUGGGCCAGUAUAAGCAGUCCCAUAAUUUAAAAAAUAUUUGACUAUUUGCUGUUCUUAGACAAGUCCAAACUUUUAUCAUUUUUCUUUUUCCAAAAUGCAUGAAAAAAACAAAUAGCAGUUCAUUUAUAUCCUUUAUGAAAACUAAGCUAGAUUACUGAGGAUUUCUGUUUACAUAAAACCAAAGUGAAGAUUUUAUGAAUGUAUUGUGAUGUAGUACUUAUUCUUUACUGGUGCUAAAUCACAUUACGUGUGACGCCCUUUUUUUGUGUGUGUGUGAAAAAAUGGUCAAUGUUAAAAUAUGUUAGUACUUCUAAGUUAGGUUUUAUUGAGCAGCAUAUGCAUUUAUCAUUUUUAAAAAGGUUAUUUGAUUUAAUAUAAAUAUUAAAUUAUUCUAGGUAAAUGUUUUAAAGAAUUUUUAAUGGUGGUGUUCAUAUGAUCAAAUGUAUCAGUAUCGUCUUGUUCUUCAUUUUAAACUGAAUAAUAACUUGUGUUUAAUCAUAACUGCUCUAAAGAUAUAAAUAUUAUGAAUAUUUUUUUCUUUCUGGUAUUUAGUGCCAAACAUUUUACUUUUAAAGACAAAAAUUGAGGGGGGAGAAAUUUAGCAAAAAGUGGAUUUGAUAUCAUAUGGAUACCUCAAGAAUUUGUGAUGUAUUGUUGUUAAAAUAUAAAUGUACAAUCCUUGUAUUUAUUUUUAAAUAUCUUUUUUUGUGAUAAGCGGAUUGUGAUCACUUUUAUAUAAAUAUAUCAGUCUGUGUUGUCAUACUGUAAAAAGUAGAAAGUAUUUUUCAUUACAAAAUACCUUAACACAAAUGUCCAGUAUUUGUGUAAAUGGAAAUGUCUGUGAGAUGAAUAUUUUUCAGCAUGCAUAUGCAUUAUUGUUGUAUCUUAAAGGAACUUGAACCAAAGUAAUUAUGUAAUGAAUUAAAUAUAAAAUUAUUUCUGAAAUUUUAGUGUUAAAAAUAGGGAAAAUGUUACAGUUUACAUCAGUAGGAUGUAUUUCAAAGAGUGUAAUGAAACUGCUUCUAAAGUUUGGGUUCAUUCAUAAGAAGUAAGCUGAGCAUAGUUACUGAUGAAUAUUUUUGUAAAAUAGUGACUAAAAUUAUUUUAAGGUUGCAUACUAUAAGAGGUGUACUUAUCAUAUUAUAAGGCUGAUUAUUGAUUUCUGUUUUUUUGCGUGCUUUUAUAUUUGAUUUGUAUUUUUGUGUUUUUCUUGUCUUCUGCCCCCAUAUUUUUUCCAUGUGUACAUGGGGAAGAAUAAAACAACUGAAUAAAUCUAUGGACAUGAAACUUUAAAUCUUAAAAUGAAAUGUUUUAAUUCCUUCAGAGUAAUUUGCAAUACUGCAUUCUUACAAUUAUGUAUUUCAAAUAGUAUAAUGAAAAUACACAUCUAAAGAUUGAAUUCAUUCAUUAAGAAGUAAUCUACUCUUAACCCUCCGCGUAUGGCCUCCGCGAUUUCCAUGGGAUAUGAAAUCCACCUCGUAAUAUGGGUUGCGUAAAAAUUGCGUGCGUAAGUUUUAUUUCUCUUAAUUUCAAUACCGGUCCGCUUUUUUCCCAUGUAGGCUAAGAAUAUUUAAUAUUUCAUGCUUCAUUUUGCACCUAGACGGUACUACAGGUUUUGUUAGGGAGUACUGUUGUUUCUUCACAUCCAAACACAAUCAACACUGUUGUUUCUUUAGUUGUGGAAUGAUAAGAAAAUUGUAAAUAUUCUUAACUCUUUUCUUGAUGUGUUAUCUAUAUCAGUUUAUUCACGGAUGGCAAAAGAGAAAUUAAAGCCAAAAGUGAUUUAUAACUUUACAGUGGGGGGUGUCAACAGAUGCAAUCAGGAAAUGUCGUACUACCCUAGUACCCGAAAACAAUUUCGUAAAUAUUACAAGAAAAUUUUUACAUAUAUUGAUCAAGCAAUGUGGAAUUCAUAUGUAAUAUACAGAAGAAUAAGAAACAUGGAAAAAUCCUUUCUUGAUUUCAACAUAGCUGUGAUCGAGGAAAUCUGUGACAAAUACUCUUCUGCUGUAUACUCAUUAGUGCGGUCUAGUGUUGAUAGUUUUAUGAACAAGCUUUGUAGGGAUGCAUUUUGCAAGCCACAUACCACCAAAUUCUAUAUAAAAAAAAGGAGGGGGAACCUAUGUGCUGUGUGUUGCUCCAGAAAAAAAAAAGACAACAAUGGGGGAAAUACAUAAAGAAAAUCACAUUUGAUGUAAAGUUGGAUUAUGUUUAGAGCUGUGUUCUAAAGUUUACUGCACUAAAAAAUAUUUUUGUGUAAUAAUAAGUGAAUGCAAGUAAUAUUAUUAGCUGUACAAAUUAGUUAGCAUGUGUAUUUAUCAAAAAAAAAAAAAAAA